Messenger RNA from Neolamprologus brichardi, 1334 nucleotides. NCBI's taxonomy places the organism in Eukaryota, Metazoa, Chordata, Actinopteri, Cichliformes, Cichlidae. The record is from RefSeq and is a predicted model, not a curated record.
UCAGAGAAGUCCAAAACACCUGAAUGAUUUCACCGUAAACAGUUUUGCAGGACUCGUAGACUUUUUUUAACCCUCUCCUCUGAGCGAUGGAAAACAGGAUCCGACCCCUUGGUCUGACCGAUCAUACCUCCGGCCCGCUCGGUAGCCUGCCGGUACCCCCUUCCCUUCUGCGUCCUCCGCCUCUCUUCCUCCAGGCUUGCAACCCCACGCUGGAGAGGGGAUAUCCCCGAACCCCGAAGUGUGCCAGGUGCAGGAACCACGGCGUGGUCUCUGCGCUCAAAGGCCACAAGCGCUUUUGUCGCUGGAGAGACUGCGUGUGCGCAAAGUGCACACUGAUUGCAGAGAGGCAGCGGGUGAUGGCCGCGCAGGUUGCGUUGAGGAGGCAGCAGGCUCAGGAAGAGAGCGAGGCCCGGGAUCUUCGGCUCUUGUACCCCUGCACUGGGAUCGGAGGGGAAGCAGGGAUCCCUCAGAGAUCGUCCAUUAGCGCCGGGGUACCCGUAUCUGCCAGCAGUACUCCGGCAGCUCCCUGUUUCGAUGUUUUUGGGAGUGAGAAUCAGAAAGACGGUGAGUUGAAAUUUACAGUUUCAGAGGACAAAUUAAGCAAAUACAACUUUUACAACGGAUUCAUGGGCCGACCUCUGUUUGCACCCCAUUCUCCACGGCUGCCCUCUCAAAGUGACAAGAAAGAGCUGUCUCCCAGCAAGGACAGCGGCGGAAGUCAAUCCCCUGCGACGGACCACCGCUCAGACCAUACAGAGAGCCCACAGAGGUCACUUCCCUCCUCGGAUCCAGAGUCGGGGAGCGAGUCGGAGAAGCCCAAUGAGUAUCUGAGCCCGGACCGUGACCCCACCGACAUCAUGGCUAAGAUCUUCCCCCAUCAGAAACGGGACACUCUGGAGUCUAUGGUGAGAACGUGCAAAGGUGACAUUGUCAAAUCCAUUGAGCUGGCGUUGAACUCCAAAGAGAACAAAAUUGACGCUGACAGCGCGCGCAGGCCUUCUGUGGGACUGCCCGGAGGGCUCGGUGCUCUGGGGGCCAAGUCUGCUUUCUCCCCGCUGCACAUACCCGCAUCCCCAGGAGUAGACAGCCUGUACGGCCUCAGCCCUCGCCUGGGCGUCAGCCCCCUGCGGCUGGCCUAUCCCUCCGCUAACGGCGGCAUGGCAGGCUUCAUGUCUCCAUACAUGACAUCAGGACUGAUGCCAGUGUUCCCACUGCGUCCACCCUUGGACUCUUAUUCCCUCCCCGGCAUGAUCCGAGACCUGUCUUACAUCCAAAGCAAGGAGUCUCUAUGCAAUGCAGGCCUGUACACACGGCUAAACAGCGAGACUAAAUAA